CUUCAUAUCUCGAUGACUGACGUAGAGAAUGUCGAUGUGUUUUAUGUAAUCACCCUUUUAUCUCCACUAUCACCCUUCGCAGUAUGGACUCUAGAUGACUCAUUAUGAUUAUUUGAGAAAGCUCCUUUUCGCUGAAACUAUUCCUGCCUCACCAAUACUCCAGUAUGGUUAGAUCAAUCCUAUGCAAAACAGAAUGAGCCUCGUACUAUCUGCAGCGUCGCAAUUUACAUGGUAUGUACUUGGAAACCGAUCUGAUAAGGCUAUCAGUCAUUUGUACAUACAAUGAGUACCUACCUAAAUUCUGAAUUAGUUUCAAUUGCACCUUGAUAGAUAAAAUAUCUGUCGGUUAACAUGGCGACAGAAAACCUGAUUCUGGGAGUGGAUUAUUUUAAAACUGGGUCUGGUAUAUCGAAAAUCGUGGAAGAGGUAGCCAACUUCUUCGCAAUUGUAUGUGUAGCAGUCGGCGGGGCAAGUCCUACCGGGGAUGCAUUUCUAGUGUGCGCCUUCUUUGCUUUUAUAUCGUCUGCGGCACUCCUUAUACUUUAUGUUACACAGCUUGCCGCCAGAUUUGAUAUUCCCUGGUACAAAGUCGAAUUCGGUUUAUGUAUACUGUGGAUCGUAUUUUAUAUUAUAGUAUCAUCUCUGACACUUAUUAUAUGGACGCCCGCGUACACUGCUGGUGCGAUAUUUGGUUUUUUUGCAGUUUUCACGUAUGGAGCGGAUGCAUUUCUUAAAGUGAAGGCCACAUACUUUACGUAACUAAAUUAUAAUUAUUUCUGAUUUAAUAAAACGUUGUAAAUAUAA
This is a messenger RNA of Photinus pyralis (common eastern firefly), 804 nucleotides long. RefSeq lists its product as uncharacterized. The transcript has 4 exons. Lineage: Eukaryota; Metazoa; Arthropoda; Insecta; Coleoptera; Lampyridae. Bases 352 to 759 code for a protein of 135 amino acids. Gene Ontology annotation, cellular component: membrane. The record is from RefSeq and is a predicted model, not a curated record.